GUUUUUAUGGGAAGUGAUAAAGUAGCUUCAAAGAUAUAUCAUAAGUUUACAGUAAGUAACGAAAACAAAGAAUUUGAUAUUAAAUGUAACUCAAACCCUUCGUGUGCUAAGGAGUUUUCCCUUGUGGAUUCAUCGAAUAUGUCACCUUUAAUAGAUGUUAAAUUUAAGAUAAUUUAUCAGAACUUACAGUUUUUCACUCUACCAGAAAAUGUUAAUUCGUCAAGCAUUAAUAAUUCUUUAGAAGAACCAAAACCAAAAAAGGCGAAAACUCAGUUUAUUUAUAAAAGCCUGUUCGAUUCCACUAGUAAAGUUGUUGAAUUUCCCUCAGAACAUCAUCUACAAUGUUCUAACUGUAAAGAACAUUGCAUAUUUUCAAUUUCUGUCUUGCAUGCUGUAGAAUAUUAUUACAGUCCUACACAUAAUGAUUUUCUUUGUUUUUGUUGUUUUCAGUGGCUAUACGCUAAAAAUGAAAUUAAAGAAAAUCAUGUAUAUUUGAAACAAUCGACUAUACCAACUGUUCAGUUACGUUUUUGCAAAUGGAAUUGUGGUCAACAUUUCAACUUUUCAAAAAUAUUACUACAUGAAGUAUUUUGUAAAAAAAAUAUGUAUUAUUAUAAUUGUCCUAAACAAAAUUGUACAUUUCGAAAUUCAGCUUCAGCACUAAAGAUUCAUAUGAGAACCGAUCAUAAUUGUGCUGUACCGGUAUGUGCUUCUUUAUUUCAAUUAGCUGAGAAAAUGGAGUGUUUCGUUUUAAUAGAAGAUCAGAUUAUACAUUUUAAACUAACACAACAAGAUAAUGGGUACAAAUCCGAAUGUAAAAUGGUAACAAACGAUAAAAACAUACAAUCAGAAUGGAAACCAAUGGUGCUGUUUUUUUAUGACUUCACACGCACAAUACUAGCAAAGCUUCCUCUUUCAACUGAACCUACAAUGUGUAGAGCAAAAAUUGUUUUAGUGAAAAAUGAAUAACAAAAUAUUCAUCGUAUGUGCAUAUAUCACAUUUAUAUUUUAUUUAAUAUGCUCUACACUCUACGACAGGCCUUGUAGGCCUAAGGCUUUACAAUUUUACAAUUACAAUUUUACCUAAUACACAUAAUAGUAUACACAGUAUACAGGGUGAGGCAGAAAAAGGGCCUAUUAGAAAUAUCUCGAGAACUAAAGGUGAGAGAAUCAUGAAAAUUGGAAUACACGAGUUUUUAGGUAUGAACUAUUUAAUGAAAAUAUUUUGGUCUCUUUGCUAUUUCCGGUUAUACCGGAAGUUGAUUGUAACUCCGUUUUUUUUUAAUAGGACACCCUGUAUAUUUUUACAUUUUUGUAUUCUCCCCGAUGUCUUCUUUCUUAAAAUAUGAGGUUUUGUAAUAUUAUACAGGGUAGUUUAAAAAAUAAUUAAGGUUUUUUUAUAAAUUUUGUAGAAAACUUCACACCCUGUAGAAUUGUACUGAUUUGAUAUCAAAAACUCCAUUUAUUUUGAAGCGAUUUUUAAUAUUAU
Diabrotica virgifera virgifera (western corn rootworm) is the source of this 1489-nucleotide messenger RNA. RefSeq lists its product as uncharacterized. Lineage: Eukaryota; Metazoa; Arthropoda; Insecta; Coleoptera; Chrysomelidae. The coding region runs from base 7 to 969 and encodes 320 amino acids. The transcript has 2 exons. The record is from RefSeq and is a predicted model, not a curated record.